AUGAAAGCUUCCGAUGCCAUCGAGGUUGUAAGUUCGGAGGAAAUAGUGCAAUCUGGGACACUGAAUGCCGAAAACAGCUGUGAUACGAGUGCCACGUUAUUGAAUGAUAGUAAUAGUUGUGUUGCGGCUGAAUUGGACGUGAAAACUGUUCAUGAUUGGAAGAUAAAAAUCAACUCUAAACUCACAAAAUCAGAUUCUGUGAGUACAGAAGAUACGCUUGAUAAUGAAAAUGAACCACCCAAUUCGAAUACCAACAAUGCAUCUGAUACACUUUCCAAGAACGAUUUCAACAAGCUGUUGUCAAAUAAAAGAACACGAAAACCUAAUCCAAAGUACUCAGAAACUGUUGAUAAGAGUGAAAAAUCCAACGAAACCACCACGAAUAAAGUGAAAAAUAUCAAGAGACAAUCGAAAUUGAAGAAAUCUCCUCCUUGUCCAACAAUUGAUUUAGAUGAAUCCUCAAACGAUUCAGUUUGUGAAGCAAGAGUUGUUAGGGAAUCUAAUGCCAACAAAAAUUUAAAUAAAAAUGCUAAAAUAAGUAGUAUCAACGGAAAGUCGGCAGGAUUGAUGGCAAAGUUCCUAGGAAAAAGCUUGGUCACACCGAAGGAAACCGUUUCAAAAAUCGUGAAAGUCGAUCCCUCGGUUUUGAUAGCUCGACAAAAGUUCUUGAAAAGCGGUUUGCCUGAUGACUUCCGCCAAAAAAUUGCUAGUCAAAUUGAUGAAAACAUUCCCGACCCUCCGCCUUUCCCCAGUGUGAGUCACAUACAGCAGCGUGAUCCUAUGCGCCUUAUAUGGAAUAUUCCUGAGCCUCAACUGCUGAAGUUAGGACCUUCGCCCACCAUUGACCUCGAAUUGUCCUCUGAUUGGCAGAGCCUAUUUCCGGAUUCUCAAAGUGACUCAUCCGAGCACUCAGACAAUGGGGAGCCCAUCAAGAAGAUAAGAAACAAAUCGUUCAUCAAAGAUUUCCUUCGAACGAAAGCUAACACUCAGCAGUCAGUCAACGAUCGGUGGGCUUUGAUGAAAAAGUUGAAGAGCUCUGGUGUUGACUCAGCAUGCUGGACGGAUAUCUACAAGCCGAAAGCCAGUAACGACAUACUGGGCAACAAGAGCUGCGUUGAAAGAUUCAAAGUGUGGCUGGAAACUUACAAAAAUACCGCUGUCAAACAGACUGGUGAGGAAGGAAGCAGUGACGAUUUUGUGCAUUCGAGCGAUGAUUCUUGCUCCUCGCCCAAAGAACGAAUCUGCAUUAUAUCGGGACCAAUAGGAUGCGGCAAGACCAGCACAGUGUAUGCUGUCGCCCAAGAGCUCGGCUAUAAGGUUUUGGAAGUGAAUGCCUCGCAUAAUCGUAACGGGAAAAAAGUAACCGCCGACCUUUCAGAGGCCACACAGUCACAUCAAGUCGAGCAUGGAAGUUUGAAAGACAUUUUCAACAACAGUCGAAAAGUGAAGAAAAAGAAAACCAAGUAUAAACCAGUAAAAAGUGAUGGUUCUUCUAAGAAGAGAUCUUUAAUUCUAGUCGAAGACGCGGACUUACUUUUUGAAGGUUUCGACGAAGGUUUUAUCUCUGCAAUAGCCGCUCUAUCCCUAACCUCGAAACGUCCAAUGGUAUUCACUGUCAACAACAAAAAGCCUCAACACUUUUCGAAAUUCGUCAGGCCAUCCGAUCUAAUGCUGGAGUUCCAGAGGCCGUCUUCAAGUAACCUAGCGUCUUGGCUACAGAUGAUAGCAAUGGCCGAAGGAAUACAUUUGGAUGAUGGUCAUGCUGAGCUGUUGGCCAAUUGGAGCAAUAACGAUAUCCGCAAAAGUCUCGUGCAAUUACAGUAUUUAGCGCAGUCCUGUGAGGAAAUAGCAAAAUGGCCGAAGUUCAUUGAUCGAGCUAGGUGGCCUAGCGCUGUGACGAAAGACGACAUUUGUGACACAAGAAAUGAUGUCACAAUUAAGGAUGGAAUCAACAUUAUGUGUGACAUCACAGCUAGAGAUGACAUCAUCACAACUGAAGACAGAUUAGAAGAAAGAAGUCAAGUCACGCAUAGAAAUUACGCCAAGGAUGAAAUCAAAAUUAAGUGUGACAUCACAACUAAAGACAACGUCACAUCUGACGACUCAACUAGGAAUAAAGUCAGUAAAUCAGAAAUGAUCGCCAGUCUGAAAUCGCUUGCACGACGCAGCGACUCGCUGUUGAUCAGCGAUCUGCUAGCGACUCAGUCGCGCGAUCCUGGGUGGUCAUGUGACCCUUGCCCGCGGCCGCAACGGUGCGUGUGUAGCGACAGCACUGCACUGACAGAAGCAGCCGCGAACUCUGGCGGUCAACUCACCAACUACUUUGUCGAAGAUCUCGUCAGGCAUGUCGCUACCUGUGUCAGGUCCGAUGUCAGGUGUCCCAGUAAACGUUGGAAAUCGGACAACAACCUUAAGACAGCUGUACCGUUGAUGGUACGCUGUUCACAUUCCAUGAUUCACUCGGACUAUUUGCCGACGUUGCGUUUCUUCGGCCAUUGCGAGGAUUUACGUCUGUCCGCGUAUACGCGACGUAAUCGCAACUUCAACUAUUUGCAAGGAUUGGGCGUCAACACUAGCGAAGGACUAACAUUUGAUGCUUUCUUAUAGCAUUAACUUAAAAUUUAGGCAAGGUUUGUAUGUAAAUGGUGAUUAUUUACGUUACUAAUAAGAUUGUGAGUCUGCGACAUAACUUAAUUUCUUUUUUAAUCCUUUUCUGAAAAGUUUCGACAAUUUUUUUUAGACUUUCUAUCUAUCUAUUGGUGUAUUAUUUGCAUAAUUCAUAACAUCAUGAGUUUAUUACUCGACACAACAAAAUUUCCAAUACUCAACAUAAUUUCGAAUAACAUAAAGUACCAAUUUCAUGUUAUAAAACCUUGUAACGUUUUAUUAUAAAAUUCAUAUUCCUAUGCCAAUUUAGGGCCGGUUUCCGAGCUCGGGAUUUGGCCAAGUUCUAGACUUUAAACAGCUGGAGUAAGAAAAAUGGCUACCGAAACGGAGCGUAGU
Messenger RNA from Nilaparvata lugens (brown planthopper), 3003 nucleotides. RefSeq names its product replication factor C subunit 1. The record is from RefSeq and is a predicted model, not a curated record. The transcript is spliced from 14 exons. Gene Ontology annotation, cellular component: nucleus. NCBI's taxonomy places the organism in Eukaryota, Metazoa, Arthropoda, Insecta, Hemiptera, Delphacidae. Gene Ontology annotation, molecular function: ATP hydrolysis activity; DNA binding; DNA clamp unloader activity. The coding region runs from base 1 to 2607 and encodes 868 amino acids.